This is a messenger RNA of Musa acuminata AAA Group (dessert banana), 4453 nucleotides long. Its product is annotated as glutaredoxin-C1-like. Lineage: Eukaryota; Viridiplantae; Streptophyta; Magnoliopsida; Zingiberales; Musaceae. Bases 3897 to 4208 code for a protein of 103 amino acids. The record is from RefSeq and is a predicted model, not a curated record. The transcript is spliced from 5 exons.
UCUGCUUCCAUCCCAUCCCAUCCCAUCCCAUCCAUCGGCGAAGCACAAGGCAUCAACGUGCACAGUUAUCCUCUCUACGUCAACCAGAGUCCAUAGAGUAUACGGUAGCAGGUCGAGGGAGAUGGGAGACCUCAAAAGACACACCAAUCAUGGAGCUAUCGACGCAGUCUUUUUAUUCCCUCUUAGCCAACACGUCCGAUUCAUUCAAAUCACACGCCGACUUCUCCACUGGCUGUACGGUCGCAACGCUGCGUCAGCCGAAUCAUCUUCCUCCUCCGAAAGCACGCUGAUUCCAAGAACAAGUUGGUCUCAGCUGGUUCCGUCAGCUUUUUUGCUUCUCUCUUAUCCGCCGUGGAUGGGGUAUCACCAAAAGACGUAAGCUUUAUGUGGGAAGAGGAGGGGAAUAAGGCCGGCCCGCGUUUUCCGGUGGUCUCUGAUGCCGCGAACCGACAUUGCGUGCGUUCCACCACCACGCUUUCUUCGUUGUGAUCUUUUGGUAAAGGUGGAGUAGAGGCUCUGGCUUCGCAUAUUCUCCCACUGUGCCGCCGUUCCCACCGGUUUGAUCUUUCUUGCUCACAACUUGUUUGUGGAAAUUCCGAAUCGUAAUUUCUUAUGCUAUCUCCCUAUAUAUUUUUACAUAUAUUUAUUUACGUUACGAUAGAUGCAUCUCUUUCUUGUCACAUUUUCUUAGUUCGUCAUUUGGGCGAAGGGCUUCCUACAAAGACAAAAAGAGGCAUCAAAGUUUUCUAUCCUCUUUCGAUGCUCAAAAUCAGUGAUAGGAAAGCUAACAUCUGUGUAUUCUUCUAGUGUCUGGGAUAACUUUUACAAUGCGUGAACGUGGAAACUCCAUAUACCUUUCGUGAUAACCGGGGACAUCCUCCUCCAUGCCUACCUACCACAGUAGGCAUGGGAGUGGUGUGCCUUGUUGAAGAAUGAUGUCGGAUGCUCGACAGGGGCUAUGGUCUCUGGUACAAAAGGAUGACUCCCGAUAGAGAUGUGGUUUAUGAUAAGAAGAAUUAUAUCUUCUAUUCGUUACGGUGGAUCGUCUUUGCUUCCGAGAAUUGAUAUGGAUAUCAUGUGGAUCAGUGAAAUCAUCUUGACAAGUUGAAUGCUAAUUGUAGUGCAAUCUGAUUUACCAAGCUUGCAUUUGAACAUCAACGGCUGGAAGGAUGUAGAUAUGCUUAUGCAAUGUAUCAGAAUAACACCAGUAACUCAUCACUCCAAUUUCCAGCAAAGUAACAGAAUGAUCAUGAAUGUCAUCCAAAACAAAAUUCUGGAAAAGAUAUAUAUGCUCAAGAUCACCAAAAGAGAUAAUUCAUGGUGCCAAGUGCAUACAUACCAGAGCUCUCGAUCACGUUGCAGUGGAGAAAGUCAAGAAACCUAGGAGAAAUCGAACUGGUCUUCAUUAUAGUGCCAAAGUUACAUGUAUCUGAUUCAUAUGAGAGCAGAGCUCAGUAUUCAGACCCAAAGAGCACCUGCCUCAUGAAGAAGUGGCACCAAUUCACCACCAAGGUGCAGUGACAUGAUCCUAUCUGUAGAUCCAACCAGCUUGCCUCCGAUGAAUACAAGUGGCACCAGAGGAUUACGCCUCACAAGCACGGCAAGCGCCGUCUCCAUCUCUCUUCCCCUUGGUUCCUCGUCAAGUUCAUGUACUGCAGCAUUGACACCGAGGUCAUGGAGGAGGCUCUUCACAGUAUGGCACAUGCAGCAUGAGCUGCUGCUGAAGACUACCACCGCUCGUUGGGACGCCAACUUCUUCACCUUGUCCAUUCUUUUGUAGCAAAAUGGAUGGAGAACUAGUCUGCUGAAGAGCCAAACCGAACGCUGAAUGGUUUGUGUUGGAGUUCAGUACUCCUGUGUGACCUGCUUAUAUAGAGAUGGAAAGCUCAAUGUUUGCGUGCCCACAGCAUCAUUGUCUUCUAUCAUUUCAUUGACGCUGACUUCACUGUGCAUUUUUGGAAGAUUUGUAUUCUUUUGAAACCACAAAAGUUAUUUGAUAAGGUUGAUCUGAGUCCACUCUUGGUCGUGUAGGAUCAGUGAUGACUUGAGCCAUGCCAUGUUGAUUUCCGAGGUCUCAGAACAGUGGUAGAUGGAAUCCUUGGUUCUAGUUGACGAUGCACAUGUUAACAGCAACUCUUCAGGUCAAACUUCAUUACACUGGAGAAGAACAUUAUCCAUUUGGUGGUCCAUGAAAAAGAUGAACAAUGCCACAAGCGGAUGAAAGAAACAGGCAGUACGGUGCUGCCUCAGGACACAAGGAAUCAUGUACAUUUCGGUGGAGGCAUCAUCAUCAUCUAUAUGAAUGGAGAGUUUGAUUCCAGUGGCUGGUGGGUACCAGAGAACCAUGAGUUUCACCGCUGGCAACUUGUAAGGCCAUGUUCCACAUUGCCUCUGGUCCUCAGGCUGUUACUGCACUUGCACCACCUCAUCAGCGAUGGUAUCUGUGAUGCUGCGACUUGACCAUGCAUUCAUCUUCUUAAUCUGAUGGUUCCGAGCUACCAGUAAAAUCAUGUUCCGGUGAGACAGAAGACAAGGAGAUACGGCUGCCUUGCCUUCAUUGUUCCAAGCUAAGCGGAGAUUAUUCUUACUUCAGACAUGAGAUCUGCCUCAUGUCUGCUAAGAACCUUGACAUGCUCAUUCACUUGGAUGAUAGUAUCCAUUUCAUGAUAUUCCGAGUUCAUUUCAGAAGGUCUUUCUUCCUGAUACAAUGUUGCUAGGUGAAGCUGAUGGGUUAACCUUUGAGUAUUGGAGGAGACAAAGGUGGCUCUUAGAAGGGAAUCCACUUCCACAUGGUAUGUUUUGAAUCCUUUUCCUUUAUAGUUUCUGAAGGUAUCUUUAUGCAACAUGGCCAAUACUAUGCUCUAAUUAGGAUAAGAUUACGGACUGUUGUAUCAUGGAUAAAUCUAGAAUGCACUGUCUUUAUAGUUUCUGAAGGUAUCUUUAUGCAACAUGGCCAAUACUAGGCUCUGAUUAGGAAGAAGAUACUCUCAAAUCUCUUUGAAGAAUUGGGGAUAUGGUUGUCAUUGGAAUGCCAAAUCAACACCAUGAACCAAUCGAUGUCGACUGAUUUAGACAAGAACACUGUUGGCAUGACUAAGACUCCACUAAAUAUAUUGAUAGCUGGUGAUCAAAAAGCCAAAGACAUGCAACCGCCUGCAGAAUCCUUAGAGAAACCUAGCUAGGAACAUUAAGAAUGCCAGAGAAAACAUCAAGAUCAUUCUAGGUAUGUCCGUCGAUGCAUAUGCCUAUCACUCCGAGCUGUAUGACAUCACUGUUAGCCACAAGCAUGUAUCCGUGCAACACCACCACAUGUCCAGAAGACUCAAUUGGCAAGAAACAUCAUGCAUAUAUUCUGAGAAGAUCUAGGGUUACUGUUUGGCAUUCUAAAUCCUUGCUGACUGAUCUCGACCUUAUCGCGAAUUAGGAUAAAGAAAGCUUCGUCAUCGGCGGAUUGAGAUAGGUCACCUCCUAAUAUUCGAGCAUCAGAAGCUCAAAGUUUCAUCUUCAAUGGAGAUAGAUGGCUACAUUUAUCCAACUUUGUUCCGAGGAGAAGUGACCUGCAACAGACUAUGCAGUAAACCAGGGUUACGUCCAAACUAAUGGUCAGAGGACACUUGAGCAAUGUGUUUCACCAAAAUUUCCCAGCCAAAGGAUUCCGCAUUUAGAGUCCUUCGGCUCAAUAACAGUACCACCCAGGCUCACUUUUAGCCCUAUAAAAACAUCACGCUUCUGGAGCUUUAACCACCAAGUCCUGAGUUCUUAAAGCAUAUCUACCCCAUUGCCUCUCCUCGCUCUUCAAACCUGUGUCUGAAUUCCGCCCAAUCUUCGGCCACAAUUUGGAUCAGUCCACAAGAAUCUGAGCUCCCACAUUCCAUUUGAUCCGAGCUUGUGUCAGGAUGGACAGGGUGAUGAAGUUGGCCUCGCAGAAGGCAGUGGUAAUCUUCAGCUUGAGCUCAUGCUGCAUGUGCCACACCAUCAAGAGGCUCUUCUGCGAGCUGGGAGUCAAUCCUGCUGUUUAUGAGCUUGACGAAGACCCCAGAGGGAGAGAGAUGGAGAAGGCACUGGUCAAGCUGCUCGGCCGCAACCCCUCGGUGCCGGUCGUGUUCAUCGGAGGAAAGCUCGUUGGAUCCACCGAUAGGAUCAUGGCCCUUCAUCUUGGUGGCAAGCUGACUCCAUUGCUUCGGGAGGCUGGUGCUCUAUGGCUUUGAUCUCACUAUCAGAUUAAUCUCUCCUUCACAACAAGAAGUGAACUCAGGAAGAGUUUGGCUUUGCUUUUUGUAGCUUGUACUGAAGACCAUGACAUGCAAAUAAGGUGUACAGCUUCUGUUGCUUCUUGAUGAACUGAAUCUAACAGAUAUGUUGUCACUGCUAGAAUUCAUGGAUGAGAUAAGCAGAAGUAAAAUCUCCCAGUUAAUCUUCCAAAAUUCCUGAAAUAUAAUCCGAGUUACUGAUU